CAAAGUACUCAUGCGAUGAGGUAUAUUCGCAGCCGUGUGUUUCUUCUUUUUAUGAGCUGGGUUAUCCAAAGUGUUGUAUAUAAAGUGGACAAAGAGAAAAAGAAAAAGGAAAGCAUUCUAGACCUCUCCAAAUACAUAGACAAGGCAAUUCGAGUAAAGUUUCAGGGUGGAAGAGAAGCAAGCGGAGUACUGAAAGGAUUUGAUCCACUGCUGAAUCUUGUACUGGAUGGCACAAUAGAAUAUAUGAGAGAUCCAGAUGACCAGUAUAAAUUAACAGAGGACACACGGCAGCUGGGGCUGGUAGUCUGCAGAGGAACAUCUGUAGUGCUGAUUUGUCCACAGGAUGGCAUGGAGGCAAUCCCAAACCCUUUUGUUCAACAACAAGAGGGUUAAUGAACAAUAUUAAAUUUCUUCUCCCAUAUUUCUUUGUUAGAAAGAAUAACUUCAAGUUGAAGAUUGUGGAGUACUGAAUUUGUUUUGUUUAUUUUAUAUAGAACAUUUUUUUUUUUUUUUUUUUUAAAGGCAGAGAGAUGCUAUUUUAGCAGAGCCAGCGUAUUCCAUAUAUUUCAAAUAUACUGAUUAUUUCAUUGGAA
Xenopus tropicalis (tropical clawed frog) is the source of this 593-nucleotide messenger RNA. It is a transcript of the gene lsm7, whose product is annotated as LSM7 homolog, U6 small nuclear RNA and mRNA degradation associated. Bases 16 to 393 code for a protein of 125 amino acids. Gene Ontology annotation, biological process: mRNA splicing, via spliceosome; nuclear-transcribed mRNA catabolic process. Gene Ontology annotation, molecular function: RNA binding. Gene Ontology annotation, cellular component: nucleus. NCBI's taxonomy places the organism in Eukaryota, Metazoa, Chordata, Amphibia, Anura, Pipidae. The record is from RefSeq and is a predicted model, not a curated record. The transcript has 4 exons.